Messenger RNA from Stylophora pistillata, 2471 nucleotides. RefSeq names its product phosphatidylserine lipase ABHD16A. Gene Ontology annotation, cellular component: endomembrane system. Gene Ontology annotation, molecular function: monoacylglycerol lipase activity; glycerophospholipase activity. NCBI's taxonomy places the organism in Eukaryota, Metazoa, Cnidaria, Anthozoa, Scleractinia, Pocilloporidae. The record is from RefSeq and is a predicted model, not a curated record. Gene Ontology annotation, biological process: phosphatidylserine catabolic process; monoacylglycerol catabolic process.
ACAAAAUGGCGGAGAUUUAUAGGUGUGCUGUAGGACCACAGUUAUAUCGGAUUUUUACGAAAAAUAGGCGACAAAGCAGACCAUACGAGGGGAAUAGCUUGGAGCAAUGCGGCUCAGGAGUUCUACGAGCGUUGUCACUAGCAUGGUCAGUUUGUUAUUCUACUUCCUUGUUAACUGCACCUGCCAUAGGAUUUUAUCUCUUGAGGAAAGGUCUGUUGAGUCAUGAAGGUUUGAUAAGCUUGUCUAGGUUCAUUGGCACAGGAUUUAUGGUUGUAUUUGGAGCACUAUGCUUAAGAGGAUAUGGACGAUUUAAAAAUCAUGACUAUAGAGUAUUCUCAGCCCUUUUAGAAGAAACAAGGGUGAACAACAAUGAAGAAAACAAGAAAAGACUUGGGUUGUAUGACUUCAGUUUUAAAGGUUGGCCGGUUGAUUACAAAUGGGAUGAAUCCAAAGCUGAUCAAGAUGUGCGCAGAGAAGCAAAGAAUGCCACCUCUCAAAGCAGGUCUUCAGGAUUUUUAUCCUUCCUUGGAUCAUGGCCUUGUGACUUUCUCAGGUAUUUUGUGGCACACUCUGUUGGUCGCCCCAUGAUUUACCCAGGAUCCACUGGUCUUCUUCAAAGUGGAUAUGCUGAACCUUUGAAGACAGGAAGGCAGUACUUAAUUGAACGUAGUGGCAAGAGAGCAAAACUGGAAGCAGCAGAUGGAAAUGAGAUUGAUACGAUGUUCAUGGACAAGAGGUCAAGGGAGGAACAUGGGAGUAACGGGAACACUUUGGUUGUAACAUGUGAAGGGAAUGCAGGCUUUUAUGAAGUUGGCCUGAUGAUGACCCCUUUUAAAGCUGGAUAUUCAGUUUUAGGAUGGAAUCAUCCUGGCUUUUCUGGGAGCAGUGGUGUGCCAGGCCCAGAAUCUGAGAGAAAUGCCGUAGAUGUUGUAAUACAAUAUGCUGUUGAAGUACUAGGCUUCUCAGUUUCUAAUAUUGUUGUAUAUGCAUGGUCAAUAGGAGGUUAUCCUGCAGUAUGGGCGGGAAAAACACACCCAAAGAUCGGUGCUUUGGUGUUGGAUGCAACUUUUGAUGACAUUGUUCCACUUGCUCAAUGCAAGAUGCCUGAAGGCAUAAGUGGUUUCACAACAAGAGUGGUGAAGGAAUAUUUUCAUCUUGAUAUUGCACGUGUGUUAUGCAGCUAUCCAGGCCCAGUACUGUUCAUCAGAAGAAUGAGAGAUGAGAUCAUCACAACUGAGGAAGGGGAUAUCAGCUCAAAUCGUGGAAAUGAUCUCCUAAAGAAGUUUCUCAAAUUCAGGUAUCCAAAGUUAGUUGAUGACAGUGGUGAAGACGCACUAGAUGAAUAUCUCGCUGCUCCAGAUCAAGCUACCAAGAAAGCUAUUUGGAAUAGCCUUAGUGCUGACGCUAAUUUAUGCGAAUCGAUGUACAAAAGCUAUGUCAAAGAAAACGGCAGGGAAUUUCCCAUGAUGAUAGGUCAAGAUUUGUCGGUGGAACAACGGACUCAUCUACUGAUGUUUCUGGUCUUACGGUAUCUAAUGGACUUUGAUGCCACACACUGUAUAAAUUUGCCAGCAUCAGAGUUUCGCCUACCUUGGAAUGAAUAGCGAUGUUCCUUGCCGUUCUGCGGGGAGUCUUGCAAACAUUGAAACAAUAUUUUCCUUUAGUUUAGACUGCUUGUUUAGGAUUUAUGAGGUAGAGAUAGGUAAUUCUUUAACCCGGGUAGCGAUCUGUUUGUAGUAAUCGGGCUCAAGAGGUUCUUAUGAAAAGUAAAAGGAAAAUUUUAGCUCACUUGAUCUUGUUCCACCAUUUGAUUUACAUGCUGCGACGGUGUAAGAAUGCACAAUUUAUGAUAUGAUGUAUCAGCAAGAUUGUUGGUGUUCAGCUACAAGAGAGAAACUCUUGAGUGCUCAAGCCAUCCACCGGAGCCUUGGACCAGUAAAUAAAUUCUCCUAACGCUAUCAACACACUGUCAGACAGUCAGGUUAAAGAAAGGAAACAAAAGUAUUUACUUUAGGAGACGGGUAUAAUUUUAUUUAACAUCAAAUCCCAGAGCUGAAAUCGUAAGAAAUGUAUGGCAGGAAGUAGGUAGGACUGGUUUUGAGAUCUUUAGAGCCAAAGGGUCAAGCCAUUGUGCAUUUUUGUGUAUCGUCAGUUUUAGUCAGCGUUGUCCAUAGCCAUCUUCAUUGUUUUUCUUUGUAGCGUUUACUUACGUGUUUGUUUUGUUUUUCGAAGGGGGUCGGGAAGGAUCGCUACGUCCAUUUCGAGGUUCUGGUCAAUAUGUAAGCAUGUUAUGAACCAAGGCCCAAAGUUUCGCGCUUCUUUUUGCAGCGUUAAGUGGUUUGUGUGGAGCUGUAUACGGAGUAUAACACCCUUUUGACUGAAAUAGGAAUAGUAAGACCGAAAAGAAUUGGAACAGUGGUUUCAUCCUUGAGAGCCAAAUAUCAAAGGAGUAAAUGAAAAAAGUUGCUUGA